UGUCGCCGCCGCCCCCCCCCCCCCCGCGGGGAUCCGCCCCCCGCCGCGGCCGGGCGGGCGGGGGGACAUGGCGGCCCACAAGCCGGUGGAGUGGGUGCAGGCCGUGGUGAACCGCUUCGACGAGCAGCUUCCCAUAAAGGCCAGCCAGCAGAAUACCCACACCAAAGUCAGCACAGAGCACAACAAGGAGUGUCUCAUCAACAUUUCCAAGUACAAGUUCUCUCUGGUCAUCAGUGGUCUCACUAAUAUCUUAAAAAAUGUUAAUAACAUGAGAAUAUUUGGAGAAACUGCUGAAAAGAACUUAUAUCUAUCUCAACUGAUUAUCUUGGAUACACUGGAAAAAUGUCUAGCAGGGCAACCGAAGGACACGAUGCGACUGGACGAGACUAUGCUGGUAAAACAGUUGCUGCCAGAAAUCUGCCACUUCAUCCACACUUACCGUGAAGGGAACCAGCAUGCAGCUGAACUGCGCAAUUCUGCCUCUGGGGUUCUUUUUUCUCUUAGCUGCAAUAACUUCAAUGCUGUGUUCAGCCGCAUUUCCACCAGAUUGCAGGAGCUGACUGUUUGUUCAGAAGAUAAUGCUGAUGUUCACGACAUUGAGCUUCUACAGUACAUCAGUGUGGAUUGUUCCAAGCUAAAACGACUCUUGCAAGAGACUGUAUUCAAGUUUAAAGCCCUUAAGAAAGUAGCUCAGUUAGCUGUUAUCAACAGUCUUGAAAAGGCAUUUUGGAACUGGGUGGAAAACUAUCCUGAUGAAUUCACAAAGCUGUAUCAGACUCCACAGACUGAUAUGGCCGAUUGUGCAGAGAAGUUGUUUGACUUAGUGGAUGGCUUUGCAGAGAGCACAAAACGUAAAGCAGCAGUGUGGCCACUACAAAUCAUACUCCUGGUCCUGUGUCCAGAGAUAAUUCAAGAUAUAGCAAAGGAUGUGGUAGAGGAAACUAAGAUGAACAAGAAACUGUUCCUGGACAAUCUCAGGAAAGCACUUGCAGGCCACAGUGGGAGCAGACAGCUGACUGAAAGUGCUGCUAUUGCUUGUGUUAAACUGUGCAAAGCGUCUACCUAUAUCAACUGGGAGGAUAAUUCUGUCAUUUUCCUACUAGUGCAGUCCAUGGUAGUAGAUCUUAAGAAUUUGCUGUUUAAUCCGAGCAAACCUUUUUCAAGAAGCAAUCAGAAUGCAGAUGUAGACCUUAUGAUUGACUGCUUAGUUUCAUGCUUCCGCAUAAACCCGCAUAAUAACCAGCACUUUAAGAUCUGCUUGGCACAGAGUUCCCCAUCAACAUUUCAUUAUGUACUAGUAAAUUCACUCCACCGAAUAAUCACAAAUUCUGCAUUGGACUGGUGGCCCAGGAUCGAUGCUGUGUACUGCCAUUCCGUGGAGCUUCGCAGCAUGUUUAGUGAGACACUUCACAAAGCGAUUCAGGGCUGUGGGGCACAUCCAGCAAUUCGCAUGACUCCGAGUCUUACGUUUAAAGAGAAAAUGACAAGCCUUAAAUUUAAAGAAAAGCCUACUGACUUGGAAACCAAAAGCUACAAGUUCCUGCUCUUAUCCUUGGUAAAACUGAUCCAUGCUGAUCCAAAGCUUUUGCUGUGUAAUCCAAGGAAGCAAGGGCCUGAGACACAAGGCAGCACUGCUGAAUUAAUUACAGGCCUUGUACAACUCGUUCCACAGUCCAGUAUGCCAGAUAUAGCACAAGAAGCCAUGGAGGCCUUGCUAGUUCUUCACCAGUUAGACAGCAUUGACUUAUGGAAUCCUGAUGCACCUAUAGAAACAUUCUGGGAAAUUAGUUCACAAAUGCUUUUUUAUAUCUGCAAGAAAUUAACCAGUCAUCAGAUGCUCAGCAGUACAGAAAUCCUCAAGUGGCUGCGAGAGAUUCUCAUCUGUAGGAAUAAAUUCCUUCUAAAAAAUAAACAAUCAGACAGAACUUCCUGUCACUUCCUCUUCCUGUAUGAUGUCUCUGGAGGUGGAACCAGUCAGAUGUCUCUUGACCAUGAAGAGAUGAUGCGCUGUGCUCCUGGAGCCACCCUCAGGAAAGGGAAAGGAAAUUCUUCCAUGGAAAGUACAGCAGGAUGCAGUGGAACACCUAUUUGUCGCCAGGCCCAAACAAAAUUGGAAGUCGCCUUAUACAUGUUUUUGUGGAGUCCGGAUAUUGAGGCAGUCCUUGUUGCAAUGUCCUGUUUCCGUCACCUCUGUGAGGAAGCAGAUAUCAGAUGUGGAGUAGAUGAAGUUUCAGUUCAUAAUUUUUUGCCAAACUACAACACUUUCAUGGAGUUUGCAUCUGUUAGCAAUAUGAUGUCAACAGGGAGAGCAGCUCUUCAGAAAAGAGUGAUGGCUUUAUUAAGACGUAUUGAACAUCCAACUGCAGGGAACACAGAGGCUUGGGAGGAUACACAUGCAAAAUGGGAACAAGCUACAAAACUAAUCCUUAACUAUCCGAAGACCAAAAUGGAAGAUGGGCAGGUUACUGAGAGUCUUCAUAAGACAAUUGUGAAGAGGCGAAUGUCGCAUGUUAGUGGGGGAGGCUCCAUAGACUUGUCUGACACAGAUUCUCUUCAGGAAUGGAUCAACAUGACGGGAUUCCUCUGUGCCCUCGGAGGAGUGUGCCUGCAGCAUCGCAGCAAUGCAGGAUUAGCAACCUACAGUCCACCCAUGGGCCCAGUCAAUGAGCGUAAGGGCUCCAUGAUAUCUAUGGUAUCCACUGAGGGAAACGCAGAGACUCCCGUUAGCAAAUUCAUAGAUCGAUUAUUGACUCUGAUGGUGUGUAACCAUGAGAAGGUGGGACUGCAAAUACGGACUAAUAUUAAAGAUCUGGUGGGUUUGGAGUUGAGUCCAGCACUUUAUCCAAUGCUAUUUAACAAAUUGAAGAAUACCAUCAGCAAGUUUUUUGAUUCUCAAGGACAGGUUUUGUUAACUGAGACCAACACACAAUUUGUAGAACAAACCAUUGCUAUAAUGAAGAACUUGCUUGACAAUCAUACAGAAGGGAGCUCAGAACAUCUUGGACAAGCUAGUAUUGAGACAAUGAUGCUAAACCUGGUUAGGUAUGUGCGUGUGCUUGGAAACUUGGUACAUGCGAUUCAAAUAAAAACCAAGCUCUGUCAGUUGGUGGAAGUAAUGAUGGAGCGGAGAGAUGACCUUUCAUUCUGCCAAGAAAUGAAAUUUAGGAACAAAAUGGUGGAGUAUUUGACAGACUGGGUUAUGGGAACGUCUAAUCAAGCAACGGAUGAAGAUGUGAAGUGUUUGACAAGAGAUUUGGACCAAGCAAGUAUGGAAGCAGUGGUCUCUCUUCUCGCUGGGCUUCCAUUGCAGCCUGAAGAAGGAGAUGGUGUUGAGUUGAUGGAAGCCAAAUCUCAGUUAUUUCUUAAGUAUUUCACACUGUUUAUGAACCUUCUGAAUGACUGUAGUGAAGUUGAAGAUGAAAGUGCUCAAACAGGUGGCAGGAAACGUGGGAUGUCCCGCAGACUGGCUUCGCUCCGGCACUGCACUGUUCUUGCCAUGUCAAACUUACUCAAUGCAAAUGUGGACAGUGGCCUUAUGCAUUCAAUAGGCUUGGGCUAUCAUAAAGACCUCCAGACAAGAGCUACGUUUAUGGAAGUCCUCACCAAAAUUCUACAGCAGGGAACAGAAUUUGAUACGUUAGCAGAAACAGUGCUGGCAGAUCGGUUUGAGAGGCUGGUGGAGUUGGUUACGAUGAUGGGUGAUCAGGGAGAGCUUCCUAUUGCUAUGGCUUUAGCGAACGUGGUGCCUUGUUCUCAGUGGGAUGAGCUAGCUCGUGUUCUGGUCACACUCUUUGAUUCCCGGCACUUGCUCUACCAGCUACUUUGGAACAUGUUUUCAAAGGAGGUUGAGCUAGCAGAUUCCAUGCAGACACUCUUCCGAGGAAACAGCUUAGCUAGUAAAAUAAUGACUUUUUGUUUUAAGGUAUAUGGUGCUACUUAUUUGCAGAAGCUUUUGGAACCUUUAUUAAGAACAGUGAUCACAUCCUCUGAAUGGCAGCACGUCAGCUUUGAGGUGGAUCCUACAAGGCUGGAGCCUACAGAAAGCCUUGAAGAGAACCAGCGGAGUCUCUUGCAAAUGACAGAAAAAUUUUUUCAUGCAAUCAUUAAUUCUUCUUCGGAAUUCCCUCCACAACUUCGCAGUGUGUGCCAUUGUUUGUACCAGGCAACUUGCCACUCUCUACUGAAUAAAGCUACCGUAAAAGAAAAAAAGGAAAACAAAAAAUCAGUUGUUAGUCAGCGAUUUCCUCAGAACAGCAUUGGGGCGGUUGGAAGCGCCAUGUUCCUGCGGUUCAUCAACCCUGCGAUCGUCUCCCCGUACGAGGCAGGGAUUUUAGAUAAAAAGCCUCCGCCCAGAAUUGAGAGGGGACUGAAACUGAUGUCAAAGAUACUUCAGAGUAUUGCCAACCAUGUCCUGUUUACAAAAGAAGAACAUAUGAGGCCUUUUAACGACUUUGUAAAAAGCAAUUUUGAUGCAGCUCGAAGGUUCUUCCUUGAUAUUGCGUCCGAUUGCCCUGCGAGUGACACCGUCAAUCACAGCCUGUCCUUCAUCAGCGAUGGCAAUGUUCUUGCUUUGCACCGGUUGUUGUGGAACAAUCAGGAGAAAAUUGGCCAGUACCUUUCCAGUAAUAGGGACCACAAAGCUGUUGGAAGACGACCUUUUGACAAAAUGGCUACUCUUCUUGCCUAUCUGGGUCCACCUGAGCACAAACCUGUGGCAGAUACACAUUGGUCCAGUUUAAAUCUCACCAGUUCAAAAUUUGAAGAAUUUAUGACAAGGCAUCAGGUGCAUGAAAAAGAAGAGUUCAAAGCAUUGAAAACGUUAAAUAUUUUCUACCAGGCUGGGACAUCUAAAGCUGGCAAUCCUGUUUUCUACUACAUUGCUCGGCGUUUCAAGACUGGCCAGAUCAAUGGAGAUUUACUGAUAUACCACGUCCUGCUAACUCUGAAGCCAUACUACGCAAAGCCAUAUGAAAUUGUGGUGGACCUCACACAUGCUGGCCCCAGUAAUCGCUUUAAAACUGACUUUCUUUCUAAAUGGUUUGUAGUUUUUCCAGGCUUUGCUUAUGAAAAUGUCUCAGCAGUUUUUAUUUAUAACUGUAAUUCUUGGGUCAGAGAAUACACCAAAUACCACGAAAGACUCUUGACAGGUUUGAAAGGAAGCAAAAGGCUGAUUUUCAUAGACUCUCCAGGAAAGCUGGCGGAGCACAUUGAACAUGACCAGCAGAAACUUCCAGCAGCUACUUUAGCUUUGGAAGAGGACUUGAAAGUAUUUCACAAUGCCCUCAAGUUGGCUCACAAAGACACCAAAGUGUCUAUUAAAGUUGGAUCAACAGCUGUGCAGGUGACAUCAGCAGAACGAACGAGAGUCCUGGGACAGACGGUGUUUUUAAAUGACAUAUACUACGCCUCUGAGAUUGAGGAAAUAUGUCUUGUUGAUGAGAAUCAGUUUACAUUGACAAUUGCCAACCAGGGAACACCGCUCACCUUCAUGCAUCAGGAGUGUGAAGCUAUUGUGAGGUCCAUUAUUCACAUACGGACACGGUGGGAGCUGUCACAACCAGACUCCAUCCCACAGCACACUAAAAUUCGCCCUAAGGAUGUUCCUGGAACGCUGCUGAACAUAGCAUUGCUCAACUUGGGAAGCUCAGACCCCAGUUUGCGGUCUGCUGCCUAUAAUCUUCUGUGUGCCUUAACCUGUACCUUUAAUUUAAAGAUUGAGGGCCAGUUACUGGAAACUUCAGGUCUAUGUAUUCCUGCCAACAACACGCUCUUUAUUGUGUCCAUCAGUAAGACUCUUGCAGCUAAUGAGCCACACCUUACCUUAGAGUUCUUGGAAGAGUGUAUUUCAGGAUUUAGCAAAUCAAGUAUUGAACUGAAACAUCUCUGUCUGGAGUACAUGACUCCCUGGCUGUCCAAUCUGGUUCGGUUCUGCAAACACAACGACGACGCGAAGCGCCAGCGAGUCACUGCUAUUCUUGAUAAGCUUAUAACAAUGACAAUAAAUGAAAAACAGAUGUACCCUUCUAUUCAGGCUAAAAUAUGGGGAAGUCUUGGACAGAUUACAGAUCUUCUUGACGUAGUGCUGGACAGUUUCAUCAAAACUAGUGCCACAGGGGGCUUAGGAUCCAUUAAAGCUGAGGUUAUGGCAGACACAGCCGUAGCACUUGCUUCUGGAAAUGUAAAAUUGGUUUCAAGCAAAGUGAUUGGAAGGAUGUGCAAAAUAAUUGACAAGACUUGUCUGUCUCCAACUCCUACGCUGGAACAGCACCUGAUGUGGGAUGAUAUUGCCAUUCUAGCACGCUACAUGCUGAUGCUGUCCUUCAACAAUUCUCUGGAUGUGGCUGCACAUCUCCCCUACCUCUUUCAUGUGGUUACUUUGUUGGUGGCCACAGGACCCCUUUCUCUCAGAGCUUCCACUCAUGGUCUUGUCAUCAACAUCAUUCAUUCUCUGUGCACUUGCUCACAGCUUCAUUUUAGUGAGGAGACCAAGCAAGUUUUAAGACUGAGCUUGACUGAAUUUUCUCUGCCUAAAUUUUAUUUGCUGUUUGGAAUCAGCAAAGUGAAAUCAGCUGCAGUCAUAGCAUUCCGCUCCAGCUAUCGAGACAGGUCAUUUUCACCUGGCUCCUACGAGAGGGAGACUUUUGCACUGACCUCCUUGGAAACGGUUACUGAAGCUUUGCUGGAGAUCAUGGAGGCUUGUAUGAGAGAUAUUCCAACAUGCAAGUGGCUGGACCAGUGGACUGAACUAGCUCAAAAGUUUGCAUUCCAGUAUAAUCCAUCCCUGCAGCCAAGAGCACUUGUUGUCUUUGGCUGUAUAAGUAAGCGUGUCUCUCAUGGACAAAUAAAACAAAUAAUCCGAAUUCUCAGCAAGGGACUUGAGAGCUGUUUAAAAGGCCCUGAUAAUUACAAUAGCCAAGUUCUAAUAGAAGCAACAGUUAUAGCACUCACCAAACUGCAGCCUCUUCUUAACAAGGACUCUCCUAUGCACAAGGCCCUCUUCUGGGUAGCCAUGGCAGUACUGCAGUUGGAUGAAGUCAACCUGUACUCAGCAGGUACAGCACUGCUUGAACAGAAUCUGCAUACCUUGGAUAGCCUUCGAGUGUUCAAUGAUAAGAGCCCAGAGGAGGUGUUCAUGGAGAUCAGGAGACCACUUGAAUGGCACUGCAAACAGAUGGAUCAUUUUGUUGGGCUAAAUUUCAACUCCAAUUUCAACUUUGCACUAGUGGGGCACCUCUUGAAAGGGUACAGGCAUCCUUCACCUACUACUGUAGCAAGAACAGUCAGGAUUCUACAUACACUACUAGCUCUGGUUAACAAACACAGGAACUGUGACAAGUUCGAGGUGAACACCCAGAGCGUGGCUUACCUAGCAGCUUUGCUGACAGUGUCUGAGGAGGUUCGAAGUCGCUGCAGCCUAAAACAUAGGAAGUCUCUCUUGUUGACAGACGUCGCAAUGGAAAACGUGCCUAUGGAUACAUACCCCAUACAUCACAGUGACACUAGCUAUAGGACACUAAAGGAAAAUCAACCAUGGUCGUCACCAAAGGGUUCAGACAGACAUCUGGCUGCCAGUUACCCAACAGUGGGACAGAUAAGCCCUCGAACACGAAAGUCCAUGAGUUUGGAUAUGGGGCAGCCUUCGCAAGCGAACACUAAAAAGCUUCUAGGUACAAGGAAAAGUUUUGACCAUUUGAUAUCGGACACAAAGGCUCCUAAAAGGCAAGACAUGGAAUCUGGAAUCACAACGCCUCCCAAAAUGAGGAGAGUAGCCGAAAAUGAUUAUGAAAUGGAAACCCAGAGAAUAUCACCUCAGCAGCACCCCCAUCUCCGAAAAGUUUCUGUUUCUGAGUCAAAUGUUCUCCUGGAUGAAGAAGUUCUGACUGAUCCGAAAAUUCAAGCACUGCUGCUUACAGUUCUUGCAACGUUAGUGAAGUACACUACUGAUGAAUUUGACCAGCGGAUUCUGUAUGAGUAUUUAGCAGAAGCCAGUGUUGUCUUCCCAAAGGUCUUUCCUGUUGUGCAUAAUUUAUUGGAUUCCAAGAUCAACACCCUUUUGUCGUUGUGUCAAGAUCCAAAUUUGUUGAAUCCAAUUCAUGGCAUUGUUCAGAGUGUUGUCUACCAUGAGGAGUCUCCACCCCAAUACCAAACUUCUUAUCUACAAAGUUUUGGAUUUAAUGGGUUGUGGAGGUUUGCUGGCCCAUUUUCCAAGCAAACACAAAUUCCAGACUACGCUGAGCUCAUAGUGAAGUUUCUCGAUGCCUUGAUUGACACGUAUUUGCCUGGGAUUGAUGAGGAAACCAGUGAAGAAUCUCUCCUGACACCCACAUCUCCGUAUCCUCCCGCAGUGCAGAGCCAGCUUAGCAUUACUGCUAACCUUAACCUUUCCAAUUCCAUGACCUCGCUCGCAACUUCCCAGCACUCCCCAGGGAUCGACAAGGAGAACGUGGAGCUCUCGCCCACCGCUGGCCACACCAACAGCGGGAGGAUGCGCCACGGCUCUGCCAGCCAGGUGCAAAAGCAGCGAAGUGCUGGCAGCUUGAAACGUCACAGCAUUAAGAAGAUUGUGUGAAACUUGGGGUUGUUUUUUUUGUUUGAUCGUUUUUUUGGGUUUUUUUUUUUUUGGAAACUGACUGACGUACGUGGGCCUCUUGCAAAGGGCCCCCCACCAGUUGUGAUGCUGCACUUAAUUUUUCAAGUUCCCAUCCUGUCAGCCAUGUUGCCAGAUGAUCAACUCCUGAAACAUUGCCUCAAUUUUAAUGCCUUCUUACUUUUUUUCUGCUUUUGUUUUUUAUUUAAGCCAGUGUUUCAGAACCACUUGUAGACCCUGAAGGACUUCGUAGGCAAAGGAGAUGUGAGUUCUUCAACACUGCGGAACAUACCUUGUCCAAAAAUGAAAGCCAUUUCCCAUAGACGGUUCUACCUUGCUUCUGUGAUUCGCCUUGUUUAUUUCUUCUAUAAAGGAAAGUGUUAAUACUUAAUCCUGUUUGCACACUUCUCAAGGUAGUGGCUUUAUGAGCCAGGGGAAGUUACUAUCAUCCUGGUUUUGAUUCAAACCUGUAGGAUUUUUAGCUGUGGACUUUUUUUUACCGUGCUUAAAAGAAAGUUAACAAUAGCUGCAGUACAAUGAGCUUAGCCAGAAUUGAUUGAUUAGAUUAAAUUCCUAGUAAUCAGCAAUAAAUUGAGAGGACAAGGAGGCUUCAUGAGUCUCUUCAUUCCCCAGACCAUAGCUUCAAACACUUGGACUGUAUAUGGACCAGACUGGAUAAACUGUCUUUUUUCCAAAGGAGUUUUUUUUUUUUUUUUGCUGUACUUUAACUAGACUAUAAAAGGUUGUACAGUGAAAGACAAGGGACAUGGUAGAUGAGGGAAAAGCUGUUGAUGUAGUCUACCUAGACUUCAGCAAAGCUUUUGACACGGUCUCUCACAGGCUUCUUCUGGGGAAACUGGCUGCCCGUGGCCUGGACAGGUCUGCCCUGCUUUGUGUGAGGAACUGGCUGAGGGCUGUGCCCAAUGAGUAAUGAAUGGUCAAUGGAGUUCAGUCCAGCUGGAGACCGUUUCAAGUGGCGUCGUCCCGGAGUUGGUACUGUGGUACUGGGGCCCAUCUUGUUUAAUAUCUUUACUGAUGACCUAGAUGAGGGGAUCCUCAGUAGUUCUGCAGAUUACACCAAGUUGGGAGGUGGUGUCAAUCUGCCUGAGGGUAGGGAGGCCCUUCAGAGGGAUCUGGAUAAGCUGGAUCGCUGGGCUGAGGUGAAUGGGAUGGCCUUCAACAAGGCCAAGUGCUGGGUCCUGCAUUUUGGCCACAACAACCCCAUGCAGUGCUAUAGGCUUUGGGGCUGAGUGGCUGUGAGUGUGAAGAGGAAGGGAAAUGUGAGUGUUGGUUGAUGCUUGGCUGAACGUGAGCCAGCAGUGUGCCCAGGUGGCCAAGAGGGCCAGCAGCAUCCUGGCCUGCAUUAGAAACAGUGUGGCCAGGAGGAGCAGGGAGGUGAGCAUCCUCUGUACUCAGCUCUGGUGAGGCUGCACCUUGAGUACUGAGUUCAGUUUUGGGUCCCUCACUACAAAAAAGACAUUGAGGCCCUGGAGCAUGUCCAGAGAAGGGCAACAAAGCUGGUGAGGGGUCUGGAGCACAGGGCUGAUGAGGAGCAGCUGAGGGAGCUGGAGUGGUUCAGUCUGGAGAAGAGGAACUCAGGGGAGACCUCACUGCACCCUGCAACUUCCUGAAGGGAGGCUGUGGUGAGGAGGGUUUGGCCUCUUUUCCCAGGAAACAAACAGGACCCAAGGAAAUGGCCGCAAGUUGUACCAGAGGAGGUUUAGGUUGGACAUAAGGAAGAACAACUUCUCUCACAGAGUGGUCAGGCAGUGCAGUGGCUGCACAGGGAGGUGGUGCAGUCGCCGUUCCUGGCAGCGUUCAAGAGGCGCCUGGGCGAGGAGCUGCGAGAUGUGGUUUAGUGCUUGUGGUAGCAGUGAUGAUGGGAGGAUGGCUGGACUGGAUGAUCUUGCAGGUCAUUUCCAACCUUGAGAUUCUAUGAUUCUAAGAAAACUGUCAAGAACUGACUAUUAUGGUGUCACUAUAGCAGUGUUUAAAAUUUAUUGCUUCUUUCUUCCAUUUAACGUAUGCUUUAGUUUUGCCCUUCUAACAAUACACACUUUCAAGAAAUUCUUGGCAGAUAAACUGUUGGGAUACAGAGGGGAAAAUUUUAUUGAUUAACUUUCAGCUCUGGGAGGUUGUUUGGCAAAACUGCUUUUGUGCCGUCCAAGCAGUGAUAUAAAAACAGUAAUGUUUGCUCAAGGUACACAAAUUUAAAAGUAAGUGACGCUUUGUCAAAUCCAGGUUACGUUUGAAUGUUUGCAGUGCAAUUUCUGCUAUCAAUACAGACAUUUGCAAUCAAACUUCUCUUGCAGAACUUUGAAGGGGUUUUAGUUUGUAAGGGCUCCUACUUGGGGUUUAUAUGAAACUGAAAUUGCUAUCACUGUGAAAGACUUGCCAGCCACGGUAGUGCAUGAGCAAUGGGGACUGUGAUAAUAUGCUGCUAUGUUGCAUGACGUGUAAAGAUGUAGCACUGUGUGCUACAGACAUGACCUGCACGGACUGAAGAUGCGCAGAGCGUUGGGUCUGAGGUGGAUGGGCAUUCUGACAAAGGCCUGACAGCUCGUUGUAGGGCUAAGCAAAUCUACUGCUAAAGAACAGUUAAACUUCCUAGAUUCAGAUCUCUGUUGUAUGUUAGAAGUUAACAGCUUAUAAAUGGCUUUAGAAGGGGGGAAGAAAAGUAUAUCCUCUAUAUGAAAAAAAUAAAAUCCUCUAGUGCAAUUUUGUUAGUGGCUUUCAGUAAAUCAAACUCCACAGCUAAAUUAUUAGAGAAUGGUACAAUUAUAAGUGUUCAGAUUUUAUUGAUAUAGCACAUAAUUCACGUGUAUCCACACAGUAACAAUGUAACAUUUAUGUAAAUAAAUGCCUUUAUUGUAUUGAUUCAUAAAAUAACAAUUCUUCUAAUUUGUUUACAGUCCUGGAAGAACUAUGAACACAAGCUUAAUAUGCAAAUAGUUUGCCAAAACAGGAUGAAAAUGUAGAAUUAGCAAUCUUGAAAUAGAAUCGUUGGAAAAUAUGAAGACUUGUGCAAUUAACCACAUUUUUUUACUCUUGACUGUGUAGGAGCUGCAGUGGAAUCAUGAUCCCUGAACUGUUAGGUCUGUUGAAGGGUUACAAGGCUAGACUUAAAUUAAGGAACAGAGCAGUGACUUGUGCCAUGUUUUUCAGCUGCUAUGCAUUUGUAAUUUUGGGAGUCACUGAUUUAAAAACCUUUUUCAUCUCGUACAUCAAAUUGCUCAUAGCUUCGGUAUCGCUGUCGGUUUGCACCUGAUUAUACUGAACCAAGCUACUUCCAGCCCUUUCUGUUUUGCUGAAGACAAUGAAUUGUAGAAGCCUUUAGAGUUAUUCCCUCCAUAGGUGGGAGGAAAAAAGAAUCUCUUGUGAUUUACUGAUUCAAAAAGAUAAUGUUCAGUUGUUUCUCUGUGAGAAAAUUUUCUUUAAAAAUAAUUCCAGAUGAACUGCCAGCUCUGCUCUGUUUGGACCGAGUGCAUUUGAGAGCAACUCUUCUAAUAUUUUGCAUUGCCUCAAUAGAAAAUGCAUCAUGAAAGAAGAACUGAUGCAUUCUUACAGCUGUGAGUAUGGUGAAACCAAAAUUACCUUUUCAGUGAGAACCAGAAUUACUGUAAGCUCUCAGUCCUGACUGAAACAAAUGAUACAUUGAUAAAGCAAGUCAGCAAAAUUUAAUUUGUUCUAUUUCUUGGCAAGGAGUCAUUGAACGUUUUCACUCUGUAGUUCAGAGAGGUGACCCGAACUUUCAGAGCAGGGGUGUCAAACAUUUUAGGAAAAAAGAGCCGAACUUGAGUGUAACUGUAGACACAGAACCGUGGAAAGGUUUGGACAGAAGGGGCCUUAAAGCUCACGUUGCAGCCUCUGCCAGCACCUCCCAGCAGCACAGGCUGCCCAGGGCCCACCAGCCCUGCCUGCAGCACCUCCAGGCACGGAACACCCCCAGCUGCUCCGGGCAGCCUGUGCCAAGGCCUCACCACCCUCACCGUGAGCAGUUUUUUCCUUUUACCUGCUCUAAGUCUAUCCUUUUAGUUUGAAGCCCUCGCGCUCCCUGACAGCCCUUUCCUGCAGCCCCCGAGGACCGCAGUGAGGUCUUCCAGAGCCUUCUCCAGGCUGAACAGCCCAACUCCCUCAGCCUGUCUCCAUAGGAGAGCUGCUUCAGCCCUCUGAGCAUCCUCCUGGCCUCUUCUGGACUUGCUCCAGCAGGUCCAUAUCUGCCUUCGGGGAGCCCAGACAUGAAUGCAGUACUCUAGGUGGCCACAGUCUACAGCAAAGAUGUAAUUCAGGGCUGUGUUUGUCCCGGUACACAGCAGCACCAGGGUUUAGGACGUUUGUGCUUAGAUCAAGGGGGAAAACGCCUUCCUUUCAUUCGUAAACUUUGAUUAGUAUAUGGUUGGUCAGUGCCUUACUGUCAUCCAUCACCAUGAGAACCUGCUCCCUGUAAUAGCCGUUGCUAUUGCUUCACUUUUUUGUUUUCUUUCUCACAUCCUUCCUUAUUUGCUCCCUUUUCCUGUUUUGCAUAUUCUGUGUCCUGCUCUGUUUCGUUCCUGUGAGCACCGCUCUCCGUUUCUAAUCCAGCCUCUGUCCCUCUCCUCAUCCUGUCAUUCCAUUGAUGCUAGUGAGCAGCAGUCAGUUGCUGGUGACAGUGCUUCAAGAUCAGGCUUGAAACCUGAUGUAAGUGGGAGACUCCCAGGUUCAGACCUUCCAGCCACUGUUUCAGGCGGCGCUCAGCACCGCACGGGCUGCCCUCCCCAUGGUCUGAGGAUCAGCUCUGCAGCCGUGCAGUCUGUGUACUUCAGAAUGAAAACUUAAAUUCAGAAAAAUCUGAUUGUAACACGUGGACCACGUAGCGACACUGUGGGGACUGUAUGUUUGACACCCCUGUUUCAGAACACGCCAUCCAUUACGUACUAACUACAGUUAAGUACUGUAAAGAUGAUUAACAUUUUGUGUUUGUAUUUUCCCUGACUUAAAGAUAAUUCAGUAGUAUUUGAAUAGUACAUAACCUACCUGUUAAUUAUGCCAAUGUUUCUGCUUUAAUGUGCAUGAAGUUUCCAGGAAUAGGAAACCUUUCAAAUAAGUAUUGUGGACUGAGCACUUGGGAGCAUUCCAGUGCUCUCUUCCUAAAUGGGUUGUAGGUUUUAGGGCUUUUUCUGUUUCAUCCUAAGUUUAAUUUUUACAAAUGUAAUGAAGCACGUCUUACUGUUAUGCAACAAACUUACCACAGAAAGUCACUUUUAGUGUUGGUCCCACCAUUUUUUUUAAUGCAGUAUAUUCACCUGUAAAUAUUUUUUGUGUAAAAUUUGACAGAAAAGUAUAUUUACUACACUGUAAAUACAUGUGACAAUAUAUUGUAUUAUUUUGCUUUUUUUGUAAAGCAGUUAGUUGCUGUAUAUGUAUAACAUACAAAUUUGACUAUUCUAGUGUUAGUAAUUGUUAACUACUACUUCUCCUUCCUGCUGUUGCGUUACGUCAUUUAAAAACAAAGCUGUGUACUAUAAACUUACACUGUGUAUGAUAUCUUACUCUUUCCACUCGGGCCUCACCUUUGAAAAUGUUCCCUCGAUACAAACAGUCCUGUUCCUGUGCUCAGCAAGUGUGGCAGGGCGGGCAGAGCCCUGCAGCCUCAGACACAGCUGGUAAGCUUAGGCAGAAGUGGUAGAAGCCUGGUUUCAGGUAACUGUUGUUCCUCCCAUCUGCUCCUCAUGUACUUUGCCUUUUUUUGAAGUAAAAUGUAAAUUCAACCUGC
Messenger RNA from Tympanuchus pallidicinctus (lesser prairie-chicken), 14339 nucleotides. RefSeq names its product neurofibromin 1 (gene NF1). The record is from RefSeq and is a predicted model, not a curated record. Lineage: Eukaryota; Metazoa; Chordata; Aves; Galliformes; Phasianidae. The coding region runs from base 68 to 8569 and encodes 2833 amino acids. Gene Ontology annotation, biological process: regulation of GTPase activity. The transcript is spliced from 58 exons.